GGUGCCAGUUCCCAUUGUCAUACCAGCACACAAGGGUGAAGAAACACAGGAAUCUCUGAUAACAGAGAUCUGUCAGGGACAGGACACAGCAGCCCCUUUAAACAGAGAUGGCCGACUUCCUCUCCGACCUGGUUCAGUACCAGAAAUUCUUUCAAAUGAUAUUUGUGCUGGGAAUUGGUGGGACCUUCCAAAUAGGCUUUCAAGUUGCCAUGAUCACCUACACUUCCAUGCAUGUUAAGAGUUUUAUCAAUGAAACUUGGCUGGAGCGAUAUGAUUCUCCCAUUCAGUCUGAGAACCUCUUGUUGCUCUGGUCAUUCAUCGUAUCCAUCUUUGGUAUUGGGGGAAUCUUGGCAUCUAUGAGCAGUGGAUACCUGAGUGUAAAAUAUGGCAAAAAGAAAUGUCUAAUGGGCAACAAUUUGCUCAUGUUAGUGUCUGCACUUUUCCUGGGCUUCAGCAGGAUGGCCAGGUCUUUUGAGAUGAUUCUUAUAGGACGCUUGCUAUGUGGCAUGAGUGCAGGUUUUGCUUUGCUUCUACAUCCUCAAUAUAUUGGGGAAAUUUCCCCCAAGAAGCUACGUGGAUUUGGAAACUCUACUGCCGCUGUUUUUUGGGCACUAGGAAAAUCCAUAGGGCAAGUUAUGGGACAAAGAGAGCUUUUAGGAAGUAAAUCCUUGUGGCCUAUGCUGAUGGCCUUGGGUGGAAUUCCAGCAUUGGCUCAACUGGUCACUCUGCCAUUCUUUCCUGAGUCCCCACCCUACUUCCUGAUACAUAAAGGAGAUGAGGACGGCUGCAUGAAAGCCAUGAACCAGCUUUGGGGUGAAGGGCAUCAUCAGGUUGAGAUUGAUGAAAUGCUGAAAGAGAAGAGUGCAAUGAAAAAUACAAAGGUCAUGAGCAUCUUGGAACUAUUGAAAGAAGCUUCUUUUCGUUGGCAGCUGUACACCUUAAUUUCCCUUUCAUUUACAAUACAGCUUUCUGGCAUCAAUGCAAUCUACUUUUAUGCACUUGAUGUGCUCCACACAGCUGGGUUUGAUCAAGACACUAUCUCCUACAUGUCACUGGGAAUUGGUUUCUGUGAACUUAUCUCUGCUAUAUUCUGUACCGUCAUCAUUGAGCGGUGUGGCAGAAAAGUACUGCUUUGGUGUGGCUACUGGAUCAUGGCUUUCUUAGCAGCAAUCCUCACAGUGACAAUCUCACUGCAGGAUUGGUUCUUCUGGGUGCCGUAUUGCAGCCUUGGUUUGAUUAUCAUAUAUGUGAGUUGCUUCGCAAUUGGGCCAGCUGGUGCUACAGCGUCCGUUAGGGUUGAAAUCUUUGAUCAGUCAUCCAGACCACCUGCCUUUGUAAUUGGUGGGUCUCUCAACUGGACAGGACUCUUUGUGAUUGGCAUGACUUUCCCAUUUAUUGUGGAGAGCCUUGGCCAAUUCUGUUUCCUUAUCUUUAUGGGAGUGCUUUUCAUCUCAGGGAUUUCUAUCUACCUGUUCCUUCCAGAAACAAAGGGAAAAUCUGCCAUGGAAAUCAGAGAAGAAUUCAACAAGUUAAAUUUUAGGAAGAAGUGUGUCCCAGACAUUGAAAAGAACUUCACUGAGGAUUAUACCUUCUGUACCAAGCUCUGAUUUACCAUCAGGGAAGUCAGCGUCUCUUAAAAAGCAAGGGAAAAGAAAGACUUCUCACUUUCAGACUGGCAAGUAAACCAAAAUGGACUUUUGAUUUUAAUCUGUCGUUUACUAUUCCCAUUUUGCCUAAGCAUCACAUGUUUUCAGACAUGGUGUUCUCUGGACAACACAAAAGCAAGAUGAUAUCUGUGAGUAAUGGAUACAGAAUUCAAGAUUGCUAUGGCAGAGCAUGCUGGUUUCACUCAACGAAAUGUGUAUCUUCUUUCAUAAUUUCCGUCAAUGAAGCAAAAAUUCAAAUUUUGCUUAAGUUUUUAAACAAUUUUCUGAUGAACCAUAGGGAAGAGAAGGCAUGCAGACUCACCUCUUCUACAGGAAUUUCAAUUUAUAUUUCACAACAAAGAACCUGGAAUAUUUAAGUUAUUGAUUUGCUGCCUCAGGCUGGUUAAGUUCAGUCUGUGAUGGACCCAGGAAAAGUUAAAUGGUAUAUGAAAUAAAAUCCAAUGUUGCUUUAGAUUCUACAACACAGAACUGGAAAAUUUUAGGUCUACAUUAUUCAGUUCUUACAUGAACUGCUUUCAGACCUGUGCAAGAUUUUUUUUUUUUGGUUGAAAAUCCAGUAGCCUUGGUAGUCUGAGUUCCUCUAUGCUUCCUGCUUGUUCUAUUUCUAGAUGAUGCUUGGUCUCUCUGCAUCUUCCUCCCUGUCCUGGGUCUCACUAAUCUGACUGCUGCCUUCAUAUUACAUGUACCAUUUGUUGGGUAACAACACACUUCUAAAACUAAAUUAGCUUUUUAUUAAGAUAACUAUAGCGAUGCUGAAACGACAAGUCUCAUUCUUUCCACAUGUGCACAGACUGGCUCCUUGGUGCCGCUUCAAAACUUUUCCUUCCUAUAAUACGGUAUUUGUGAAGCAUAGGUUUUGAAGGGACAAAUACCACAUUGUAGGAAGGAAGAGUUUUGAGGAGGCGCCAAGGAGCCAGUCUGUGCGCAGCAGUCAGCUUAGUGAAAUUUGGCAGAGGGUCACUGUAGAACACGUGAGGAAAUGGGUUCACCCUGCUUGCCAGCUCUUUCCAAGUCCCACCUCACCUCCUGGCUCUCGCCUACCAUGACUUUGAUGUUUUUUGGUUGUUGUUGGGAGAAGGGUCCCUGGGGCUUGGAGUAGCCUUAUUUGUCUGGCCAGGCCAGCACCACCUGGGGCCUUUGCUCUCCCUUGGCACUCCCCCUUUAUGGGAGUGCUCCGAUAGAUGUCUGUGGGCUCAUCCAGGCUUCACUUGUCACAGCCUUGCCCCUUUUUCUCUGGCUGCCCCAUCCACCUUGCUCCACUAAUUAGUACCUGAGCUCCCCGGUAUCAGCCCUGCCUUAAUAUGGCAGGCCCUCAUGGGGGUCCAACCUUACUACACUAGUCUCUGCCCCUCUGGCUUAGGGCUAAUUUCUGGCACCUAUAACAGAGGAACGUACCCAGGCAGUCCUGCUCCUGGCCUCCUCUGCCCCUGUAGCCACAAUCUGGUCCUUCGCUCUCAAGUUAAAAAAAAUGGAAUAUAAAACACAAGCCAGCUGCUUCAUAAACAGUCUCCCUCCCUCAGGUUUAAUGUUACCCACAAGCUCUACUUCCACUGGAGCUAUCUUACCUCCAGCUCCCCCAGGGUAGUUUAGAUGCCUGCCUGUUCAUCUCUAGCAGCCCUGCUCUCCUAGAAGCUCCUCUUCCCCCUGCAGGGACUGCUGCCCUAGCAUGCUCAGAGACUGGGCUUAUAUCUCCCAGCCCAGCCUCUUCCCAGUUAGGGGACUCAGUAGUGGCCUUAGGGGAGGGCAAACGAGGUGACUGUCUGGGUCCCCACACUUUAAGAAGCCUACAUUUUGGGGGGUGACGUUUUUGCAAGAAAGUGGCUCAUCAAAAUUAAGCCUCUAAGAGGCCCCAAAUGACCCUCUUACUCAGGGCCCUAACAACCCUAAGGCUCUGCACCCUACCCCCAGGAACCCAGGUGCAGCUAAUUGCUUCAUUAGCCCCCUGGCCUUAAUCCCUAGCUCAGUCUACAUGGGCUCCUACUCCUUACUGCCCUUCCUGGCCCUGGUUUCCUACCCUUUCAGGCCUUCCUAUUAACAGGGAAAGGAGUUCCCCAUUACAGUCAUCUGAAUCUCAAUUUUCCAUCCAUAGUAUGUAAAUAAUUAUCUACAAAAUCAUUAAAAAGGUAUUAGCUA
Molecule: messenger RNA, 3800 nt
Organism: Gavialis gangeticus (Gharial)
Lineage: Eukaryota; Metazoa; Chordata; Crocodylia; Gavialidae
Product: solute carrier family 2, facilitated glucose transporter member 11-like
Exons: 12
Coding region: 108-1607 (499 amino acids)
Biological process (GO): monosaccharide transmembrane transport
Cellular component (GO): membrane
Molecular function (GO): hexose transmembrane transporter activity
Source: RefSeq, a predicted model, not a curated record